Danio rerio (zebrafish) is the source of this 1391-nucleotide messenger RNA. Lineage: Eukaryota; Metazoa; Chordata; Actinopteri; Cypriniformes; Danionidae. The record is from RefSeq and is a predicted model, not a curated record.
UGGCAAUUUAGGUGUGGUCAAAAGAUUUACAUUUCUCUUUGACGACAGCUGCUAAAUGAAGUCAGUCAAGAUUAUGGCUUUAUGUCCAUAAUGAAGUUUAUAAUUUUUUUCUUCAACUUGCCUUUUGUUUACUCAGAGCUACACACAUUUGUGGUUACAUACACAGCAAUGGGAAACCAGACGUUUUUUGCAGCAGCGACACUGGAUGGACAACAGAUUGGUCAUUAUGACAAAAAUACGAAGACACUGGUUCCAAAACAGGACUGGAAUGAGCAAAUUAAAUCUAAAACACCUUGGAAAGUAGACACAUUGAUUGAAACGGUGCAAAGGACAUACAACAACAAUAUGCAUGACCUAAUUGAGCAAUUUCCUCAGUCAAAUGGUGCUCAUACAUAUCAGGGGAGGCAUGGAUGUUCCUGGGAAGAUAAAACCAAUUACCAUGAUGAGUUUCAUGAUUAUGCAUAUGACGGAGAUGAUUUUAUCACACUAGAUGUGAAGAAAAUCAAAUACAGAGCAUCUGUAUCAAAGGCAAAAUAUAUAGUGAAGAAGUGGAACAAUGACAGAGAACAGAAUAAAACACUAAAAGAGUACUAUAAACUUGGAUGUAUUUACUGGCUGAUAGAGUUCUUAGUUUUCACUAAAAAUGCCUUUGGAGGAACAGCGCCGAAAAUGUUUCUGUUGCAGAAGAGCCCAAAUUCAGAUGUGAAAUGUCAUGUCACAGGGUUUUACUCCAAUAACAUUGUCAUAUUGUGGAUGAAGAAUGGACAGGAAGUAAGCAAUUCAGCUUUGUUAAAGUCUGGAGAAAUUUUGCCAAAUGAAGAUGGAACCUUCCAGAGAACUGUAACUCUAAGAGUUUCUUUACAAUACUGGAGGAAGGAGCAGUACACUUGUGUGGUGAGGUACAUGGAAAAGACCAUUCGGAGGAAUUUGACUGAGGAGGAGAUCAAGAGUAACUACAGUGAGAUGAGUAUUACUGCAUCAGAUUCAUCAACAUCAAUUCUUGUACCUAUUAUUGUGGUAGUUUUGGUUGUAUCACUGAUUUUGUGGUGGAUGAGUUGUCACCAGAAUUGCAGACUGGGACAGUGUUUUCACCUGGAAAAUGCCAACUAAGCUGCGGCGAUUGACUACAAGAAGCGGUGUAAAUCCCCUGUGAAAAGUCUACCAAUUACAAAAUUAAAGCCCCUUCUGUGCAGACAGCCAAACAAGAAAGACACACCAUCACUUCUCAGAAUCCUCUGAGUUUCUCACUGAUUGAGUGAUUUUCCCAUUGUCUGUUUAGGAAAGCAAUGUUUUCUGAAGCUGCUCUUAAAAAGUCAAUGUGGGUUUAUUCAUAGAGGUUGAACAUAUAUUAACAGUCAAAAGUUUGGGAUCAGUAUGAUUUUGACAAUGCA